AUGCCGCCUUACUCCAUGGAGGUCCGGUUGGACAACCAGCUUGCGCUUUUCCGGCCUGGCGACUGGGUCACGGGCGAGGUGGUGCUCAAAGUUUCGGAGCCUUUUGAAGUCAAGGAUAUCGUGGUGCUGCUUGUGGGAGAAACGGAGUCAUGUAACUUCAAACACGACGAUAACCGAAGGAGAAUGAGUGGAAGUACCCGUUUUCGCCUCUUUGAGCUUUCCCAUAGGGUAUUCCCGAAAACGCCCAACGCCGACCGCUACGAGUUGGACAAGGGCAUCCACAAGUUCCGCUUUGACCUAGCGUUUCCAGCUACACAGGUGGAAGCACGGUGUUUGAUGCAGUUUGAGUGGAACAGGCUGUACUUGCAAACGCAGCUUUGGAGAAAUACCGCCGAAUUGGCGCCUGGUUCGCUUACAUCGACGGACCUUCCGCCUUCGUUCAAUACCAUCUUUGGCAUGGACAGCUACGCUGCAGUCAAGUACACCGUACGUGGUUCGGUGGGAAGACCAGGGAAACUGAGUGUGGGAAACGACAAAAAAAUAGAGCUCCGUUUUUCUCCAACGCUACAUUCCGCCGUGUGCUCGGUUCAGCAUUUGACGGAGCACGGCUUGUUUCUUCCAGACUGGAGUCGAGGAGGCACGAUUCUCAAGCUUCAGUACGACCAGAGCAAACGGCAGGAUCGAAGCUUUUUCGAUAAAAUGUUCUCGUCGGGCUCGUUCACCUUGCCGAUCGACGCCGUGGUGGAGUUCAAGGAUAGCAAUUUGUCCCGGUAUGCUCAGGGAUCCACCAGCAGGGUGCUCCAUCAGGAGGACAUUCUCUCGGACGUAUUACGAGUGAAUCUUGUUUCGCCGUUUUCGUAUAAAGCCUUGAAGGAGGCGCUUUUCGGGCGCUACGUCAUCAAAUUAGGCCAGGAAGCCGCCGUUCCCCGGCUCGUCAUCAGACAAGUCAAAAUCACCAUCAUCCAGCAUCUCCGCUACUCGGGCUACCUGGAAAAAGAGGCCACGCAUCGGAUUCCGCUUGCAAAACACACCCAGUACCGAAAAGUCGAUUUCUCCAGAUUCCAGCGUGUGGAGAACUACCCCGGCUACGAGAUUUUCCGAGAAAUCCCCAAAGAACACUCGUUUUUGGCGGCACCGCAAACAGCAUAUCUGUACGAGUUGCCGGCAGAGUGGCUAGAAUACGGCCUUUUCACAGAUGAACAGUCGUUUGUGGCGCCCAAUAUACAGUGUGACUACCUGCUUGAGUUUGCCAUCAAGGUCAAUUCGUCCGCUGAACAGGGCAAACACUACGAUGUGGUUUGCGAGGCGCCUAUUCUUUUGGUUCCUCCUCGUCAUACAGAUCACGAGGGAGGAGGUCCGCCUGCUUCAUCUGGACCGGUCCGUGUGGCUCCUUCUGAAGAGCCUGUCCGUGUGGCUCCCCUGGCAGAUGCCGAAGAAGCUCCUCCUUCAUACCAGGAGGUGAUGCAGAGCUCGUAG
Molecule: messenger RNA, 1476 nt
Organism: Candidozyma duobushaemuli
Lineage: Eukaryota; Fungi; Ascomycota; Pichiomycetes; Serinales; Metschnikowiaceae
Exons: 1
Coding region: 1-1476 (491 amino acids)
Biological process (GO): protein transport
Cellular component (GO): cytoplasm
Source: RefSeq, a predicted model, not a curated record